Vicugna pacos (alpaca) is the source of this 1347-nucleotide messenger RNA. It is a transcript of the gene VTCN1, whose product is annotated as V-set domain containing T cell activation inhibitor 1. The record is from RefSeq and is a predicted model, not a curated record. Gene Ontology annotation, cellular component: external side of plasma membrane. NCBI's taxonomy places the organism in Eukaryota, Metazoa, Chordata, Mammalia, Artiodactyla, Camelidae. Gene Ontology annotation, biological process: regulation of cytokine production; T cell receptor signaling pathway. Gene Ontology annotation, molecular function: signaling receptor binding.
CUUGGCAAGGCAUCUCCGCGUGCCUGGCGUCCCUGGCUGGGAAGGGCGGCCUCUGUGCCUGCAGGGACUUCUGCACAGCAGCGCCGUUUCCUCAUACCUGAGCUAUCCACAGCUGCACCAGCCACUCCCGGGAGCCCACUAUUUAAGGCCAGCGCACCCGCGCUGGCUGUGAGUCACGGCUCCAGGAGGGCAGCGGCAGCACCACUCACCCCCGCAUCCAGCGCGCUGCGGGAAGGGUCCCUUCCCCUCGCCAUGGCUUCCCCGGGGCAGUUCAUCUUCUGGAGCAUCAUUAGCGUCAUCAUCAUUCUGGCUGGAGCAAUUGCACUUAUCAUCGGUUUUGGUAUUUCAGGAAGACACUCCAUCACAGUCACCACUAGCACCUCAGCGGGGAACCUCGGGGAGGAUGGAAUCCUGAGCUGCACUUUUGAACCUGACAUCAAGCUUUCUGAUAUCGUGAUACAGUGGCUGAAGGAAGGUGUUAUGGGUUUGGUUCAUGAGUUCAAAGAAGGCAAAGAUGACCUGUCAGACCAGGACGAAAUGUUCAGAGGACGGACAGCAGUGUUUUCUGAUCAAGUGAUAGUUGGCAAUGCCUCUCUGAGGCUGAAAAAUGUGCAACUCACAGAUGCCGGCACCUAUAAAUGUUACAUCAUCACUUCUAAAGGCAAGGGGAAUGCUAACCUCGAGUAUAAAACUGGAGCCUUCAGCAUCCCAGAAAUGAACGUAGACUAUAAUGCCAGCUCCGAGAGCUUACGAUGUGAGGCUCCCCGAUGGUUUCCCCAACCUACAGUGAUCUGGGCAUCCCAAGUUGACCAGGGAGCCAACUUCUCUGAAGUCUCCAACACCAGCUUUGAACUGAACUCUGAGAACGUGACCAUGAAGGUUGUGUCCGUGCUCUACAACGUCACAAUCAACAACACAUAUUCCUGCAUGAUUGAAAACGACAUUGCCAAAGCCACAGGGGAUAUCAAAGUGACAGACUCUGAGAUUAAAAGGCGAAGUCACCUACAGCUGCUGAACUCAAAGGCUUCCCUCUGUGUCUCUUCUUUUGGUGCCAUCAGCUGGGUACUCUUGCCUCUCUGCCCUUACCUGAUGCUAAAAUAAUGUACACUGGCUGUACAGAAACAUGCAAAGUCACUGGCACAACAGAAUCCCAGGAAUCUGCAGAACUAUUUCACCACAAGAUAUGACCUACUUUUAUAUUUCUGGGGGGAAAUGAAUUCAUGUUUGAGAAGUCUGGAGUGAAAAAAUAAGAUCAAGCAAGAAGCAGCCAAAAGCAACCCACAGAAGACUUCAAUAUGAACAAGAUAAAUUUAUCUUCAAAGACAUAUAUUAAAAGUUGGGAAAACA